This is a messenger RNA of Cutaneotrichosporon oleaginosum, 1373 nucleotides long. RefSeq lists its product as uncharacterized. Gene Ontology annotation, molecular function: oxidoreductase activity. The record is from RefSeq and is a predicted model, not a curated record. NCBI's taxonomy places the organism in Eukaryota, Fungi, Basidiomycota, Tremellomycetes, Trichosporonales, Trichosporonaceae.
UCGACACCUCACGCUUGACCCCUCCUUCUUGAUCCCUCCCUCUGUAUCUCGAAUUUCUCUCGACUACGCGGCAAGCUGCAAUGAGUAUGGUAACGUCAAGACGCCCAGAUGCGAGAUAUGCCUGAACAUAUCGCAUUUCCGCACCAAAAUGCGACACCUGGGUUUGUGUGCCGGAGAACGCCGACAGCAUACCACCUGACCUCACCGUCUUGCCGUGAGAUACCGUCUGCGUCGCUUCAAGCUAUAUGAACAGGCUCACAUCUGAACAGAUGCUUCUCGGCACCUCCCACACACACACAUACGUGCUCAUGACAAAGCCACAGCUCACGUACACGCCGCAACACGCCACUUUCGUCGCCGAGGUCUCUGGCGUCGACUGGACAAACAUCAAUCAGGAGCUCGCAGACGAGCUCAAAUCCGGCCUGGCGAAGUACGGCGUCUUGGUGUUCCGUGACACGCCACUAACGGACGACACACAUGUCGCGCUCGCACGCCUCUUUGGCCCACUGGACGACGUGACGCCCUACAACAAGCUCGGCCGCAUCAAUCGACUCAAGUAUGACGAGUUGUUCGACGUAUCAAACGUCGACGCAGACGGCAACAUCAUCCAGCCUGAGUCCCUGCGGGGUAUCAUGGGCAAGGGCAAUACCCUCUUUCACGUCGACAGCUCGUUCAACCCCCGCCGCGCCGGCCUGUCGAUGCUGCUAGCACACGAGCUACCCCCUCCCGGUACCGGCGGCAACACCGAGUUCGCAGACACGCGCACCGCAUACGACGAGCUAACUCCCGACGUGAAAGCGCGGAUCCAAGACUAUGUCCUCUGGCACUCUCAGUUCCACAGCCGCCGGCGCGCAAGCCCCGGGCACCCGCUGCUCGACGAGCCGCGCUUCCUCCCCGAAUCCCACCCCUUCGGAAAACACCGCCUCGUGCAGACACACGAGGCGUCGGGCCGCACGAACCUCUACAUCGCGAACCACGCGUACCGCGUCGACAGCCUGCCGAUCGCCGAGGGCCGCGCCGAGAUCGACCGCAUCCUCGCGCACUGCACCCAGCCGCGGUACGUGCACGUGCACGAGUGGCAUGCGCCCGGCGACCUCGUGAUCUGGGACAAUACGUGCGCCAUGCACCGCGCGUGUACGGGCGCGUAUGAGGGCAAGUACGCGCGCGACAUGCGGCGCGCGACGGUGCACGACACGAGCGCACAGGCGUGGGGCCUCAACACCGUGGGCGAUACAUGGCGCUCGGGGCUGCCGUAGGCUGAUGGUGUGAUCAGGUCGUUCUGUCGGAUAUACGGUUCAAUAGUCCCGCCGCGGAGUGGGCCAUGCCCACUCGCGGAGAGAGAUGCGCAGACCAUGCAUUGCAGAGUGGGGAGC